Molecule: messenger RNA, 3671 nt
Organism: Hyla sarda
Lineage: Eukaryota; Metazoa; Chordata; Amphibia; Anura; Hylidae
Gene: CNST
Product: consortin, connexin sorting protein
Exons: 12
Coding region: 329-2422 (697 amino acids)
Biological process (GO): positive regulation of Golgi to plasma membrane protein transport
Cellular component (GO): trans-Golgi network; plasma membrane; transport vesicle
Molecular function (GO): connexin binding
Source: RefSeq, a predicted model, not a curated record
AAUUAGAAGUACCUCAGAUUGGGGAGUACUGGUGAGAUAGGACUCGUAGUGAUAACAUGCCUGUGUCUGUAGUUCCGGUACCUCACCGACGAAACGGCAUUGGGCUGUCUGGUGCCAUUUUGAGAGUAUUCGCUGCUGUGCCUUAGCCCCUCCCCCUUCUGGGGGGUGACGUGGGAUCGGGUGUGUCACGUGAUGCUUCGGUAGCUCCUGUUCUGUUAUCUCCGUUGCUAGUUGGCACAGGACGAUCGGAAACCCCGGAGAGGGAGAUCGGAGAUGAGGGGCGGGUAACGAGACGAGGCAUGAUUGAAGUGGUCUAAUACUUGCCACAAUGAACAAAGAGGAAACCCCACAAGCAGGCCUAGAAACCAACACAGAGGACGGCUUGGUGGAUAGCCCUAAUGCUGAAACAGAGAAGACCUCUUUUCUAAUGGCUUCUGACCUGAAUGAGAACAAAUUAAACAGCGACCAGCCUUUGACCAGGAACACAGAUAUCAGCCUGCAUAAUAGAGAUUCCGCUCAGGAUAGCAUUAAUAAUAAUGAAAACUGCAACCUGAUGUGCGGCCAACUUAGCUGUAGAAAGAGCUGUGAAGAUGAUCGGACAGUGGUGGAAAGCUUGGCCUCCGCUCCUCUGCCAGCCAAGGACAGCAGCGCCACUAAAGGCAAACGUGUGGCCGGAAGACGCAGCAAUAAAAAUAAGAAGGCUCAGAAUGGAAAAUCUACAGGGCUUUUAGCAUCAGAUGAUAUAUCUGUUUCAGAAGACAGCAAAUGUGCCGAUUCUGCUCAUGACAUGACCACUCUUGACUCGCUUCUUAGUCCAGAGCACAAGAAUCGAAAGCAACUUCGAGACUCCCUGUUUUCCCUCAUUCGAGAAGGGUUAGAACAGACUGAUGGACGAAUGCUUCCUGCGUGCCUUCAUCAGAUAGCAGAGACCUAUUUUCAGGAAGAAGAUUAUGAGAAAGCAAUGCAGUUUAUCCAGCUGGAACGGGUCUAUCACGAGCAGUUACUUGCGAAUCUGUCUGCUAUUCAGGAGCAGUGGGAAACAAAAUGGAAGACAACCAAAUCUGCAUCAGUGUCCUCACCUCAAAACUUAGAUAAAGGUCUAAGCAGCCAGGAGCUAGAAAUGUUGUCUAAUAUAUGUGGAUCUCACCAAAAUCCUCAGGCCUCUAAGUGGCAGUUUUCCAUAUCUGAGAAAUUUGAAAGCCUCCAACAGAUAAAGGGAUCAGAUAGAUGUGAUGUAGAUGACCUUUCAGGUGAACAUCCAGAUAGAGAAAUUGGAUCUGGCACAAAGACAUCAGCAGGCAGGAAGCCUGGCGUGGCAGAGAUGACAGAGCACUCACUUCCUGAUGUCAGCACAGCAGGCAACCUGACCAGGGUAGCUGAUCAUCAAGCUGUGCCCGGAAUGAGCCACAUGGAGGAGGAGCAGCAGUUUAUCACUUGUGGAACAACCUUAGAGUCAACCAUCCAGUCCUUGGGGACAGGAGGCAGGGCUAAACCUGACAGCAGCUUUCCUUCUGGGGAUGCUGGGAAGAAUAACAACCUCCUGCAACCAGAAGCAACACCACUCGACAAUAAUGUGUCAGAAAUAGAAGCGCUCUCCCAGGACAGGACAGAAGAACCAGCUGGGAACCCAAUGGUAGACAAAUUAAUAACCACAUCUGCAGAUCACUCAGAUUGUGCCCUGGAUACGCAGGAUGAUGGUACAGGAGGGAGUAGUUCCUUAGAAUGCACGAGUCCCAUCCAGUCUGUCCACAACGUGAGCAGCUCCGAACAGCAUUACUCAGCCGCAGGAGAUGGAGAUACAAAAAGGAUUAUUAAUACAGAGAGCCAAGUAGUGGAACCAGGACUUUGCCCAAAAGACAGUGCUAGUCCGAAAUGCCUGGAAGAACUGAACAAGUCUCAGCGUCAAGCAACAGUUGAGUUCAUAGCAAGUCUUCUCAACGGGGACCUGAAAGAUAGUGAGAAUUUCCUGGCGCACUUGGAUUUCCAGGAGGAGACUUUAUCUGAAGAAGAAAUGUCACCAAGCCCAGGGGAAUCAGUCUUGGGGGACAAUCUUCUUUCACUAGAUGAACUAGCAAAAAGGAUAGAGAUAGAGGAGGCGAGCCCCGCUUCUGGAUUGGUCUCUAUAUUGAAGAAGCGUAAUACAAGUGAUGGGGAGAACCAUAAGCCGGCAAAGAGGAAAGUGAGAUUCCUGGAAACAGAAGAUAUUCUUGACCAAGAGGAGAUGGGCGGAGGAUCCUGUAUCCUGCUGAUCGCACUUUGCCUUGCGACUGUGUUUCUCAGUGUUGGCGGGACUGCGUUGUACUGUACAUUUGGUGACGUGGAGUCUUCUGUAUGUAAAGAUUUUACUGCAAAUAUGGAUUUUUACUACACUCAGGCCCUACAAGGAGUGGAGGAAUUAAAGCACUGGCUGUUUGUCACCUAACAGAAAAGGCCUUUAUCCACAAAUAUACAUUUUAUAAACAUUUCAAUCGAGGAUGUAAAAGAUGUUUAUGCUGUAAUAUUUUAAUUUAAGAAAAUGAACUAACUAUAGUGACUGGGGGUGAAUGAUGUUUUCAACAUGGCAGACGAGUCCCAGGGAAUGGUAACCACUGAAGAUGUACAAUCCGCCUAGUGUUUUUACAAUUGCCUUUUAUUAUGUCUGUGUACGGUCUGUAAGGUUGAAACCCAUGGUUUUCUAUUGUAUAUUAUUUCCUUUUUUUGUGUGUUGUGUAAUUUCAUUUUAUGUUUAGUGACUGCUCUUCUGUGGUCUAAACACUGAAUCAUGCAUUUAUUUGUAUAUCAGCCUUUAGAUCAUGAUUUUAAUGUAUAGAUUUUUCUUUUAUUGUAAAGGAAAAAUACCGAUCCGUUCCCCAUCGUCAUUAACAAUUGUUUUGGGGUUUUAUAGGUUAUUUUAUGUUUUGGUCAUACAAGAUGGGUACUAGAUAUCAUGUAAGCAUGACACCAUUGCACCCGGAAAACAGAUUUUAAAGAAACCAGAUGAAUUUGUACAAAUAUUUAGGCUAACCCAUUAUAAUUCUUGUCUUUUGGGGGUAAUAUAUUUUUCUUUCUGAACAUGUUGGUACUGGCUGGUCCAGUGCAUUUUUCAUGGUAAAAUAUAUUUAUUUUUGUCUGAUCAGUUUAAAGGGAAUUUGCAUUCAUUCUGUGAUGUUUUAGUUAUGUGAUCAUGACAUUUUCGUACAGCAAAUGAGUUGUCUUGAACCAUUGCAGUGUGAUUUUAUUGUUUUAUUUCUUUAGAUCAGUGGUCUCCAAACUGUGGCUCCAGCUGUAGUUGUAGUUUUGCUACAGCUGGAGGGCCACAAUUUAGAGACCACUGCUUUAGCUUAAACCAUGUGUUGUUUGCAUUGUGUUUUUUUUGUUGUUUUUUUUUUAGCCUCCCUUCAUUGUCAUUUUUAUCCACUUCAGAUGAAAUACAUCAUUUUAAGCUCAAAGAUAUUAUCUAAAGAAGAUAUUAAAAAUAGAAAAUAAUACCGCAACAGUAAAAUAUCAUGGGGAAUUUGACAACACAAAUAUUUUAUAAUUCUAUAUUGUAUGGAUCGUGCACAAAUAUCAGGUUGUCACAGCUAGAGCUGUGUUCAUGAGUCUUGUGCCACCUUUCUUCUCAUUGUUGUCACAUAAUGAUCUGUGCAUCAUGUCUCCUUUCCAAGUUGAAUAAAAAAAAAGAUAUUUUACAU